AUAGGCACGGAGAAGCAACAUUAUGCUCUACAGUCGGGGGAGAAGUAAUGGCGAUAACGGUUUUCAAAGCUGAAGUUCCAGCUCUAUGCCUUCUUGUACUUCUCCUCGUUGACGCGGCCGUUUCUGCAACCACCUCCGGGGAUUUGGCGGUGCAGCGAGAAUUUGAUUACUUCGCCCUGGCUCUCCAAUGGCCUGGCAGCUAUUGUCAGAGGACACGCCAUUGCUGCUCUUCCAAUGCUUGCUGCCAGUCUAACCCAUUAACUGAGUUCACAAUUCAUGGGCUUUGGCCAGAUUAUAAUGACGGGAACUAUCCAUCAUGCUGUAGAAAUUCUGAUUUUAAUAUUAAGAAGAUCUCAUCCCUUAUGCCAGAGCUUCAGAAACACUGGCCAUCCUUAGGUUGCGGUUCUCCAUCCCUUUGCCAUGGUGGCAAAGGGUUGUUUUGGGCCCAUGAGUGGGAAAAGCAUGGGACAUGUUCAUUUCCUGUUAUAUUAGAUGAAUACAACUACUUCAAUGCAGCCCUUGAUCUUUAUUUCAAGUAUAACAUUACGAGAAUUUUGAGCAAUGAAGGUAUUUUGGCUAGCAAUGCCGAAAAGUAUUCAGUAGAUGCCAUCAUUUCUGCAAUCAAGAAAGCUGUUGGGGCAUUGCCUUUGUUGGAGUGUAGACGCGGUUCUUUGGAGGAACUUCAACUUUGCUUUGACAAAAAAUUUAAGCCUCGGGACUGCUACCUUCGCUCCGGCGUCGGCGACAGCAGAAAAUCAAAUUCGAGAACAUCAUGCCCCAGAAAAAUCACCUUACCAACUUAUGCUCCCUUGGGAAAUGCUCUCAAUGGAGACGACACUUCAGCGCUUAGUUGGUUGAUUAUAAAUGAGCCUUCCAUUCCUCUCAGUGUGUGGUAAGGUUUGGAUCUUGAUAUUUUCUAAAAAUUAUAAUUGAAUAUAAAAUAAGGGCUCUGUAAAAUGCGAAAUAAUAAAGCCGUGCGAUCUUGUAACAAAGCUGGUUAUUUUGUUUAAUAAAUAAAUA
This is a messenger RNA of Phalaenopsis equestris, 1020 nucleotides long. Its product is annotated as ribonuclease 2. Gene Ontology annotation, biological process: RNA catabolic process. The transcript is spliced from 9 exons. The record is from RefSeq and is a predicted model, not a curated record. Gene Ontology annotation, molecular function: RNA binding; ribonuclease T2 activity. Gene Ontology annotation, cellular component: extracellular region. Bases 48 to 896 code for a protein of 282 amino acids. NCBI's taxonomy places the organism in Eukaryota, Viridiplantae, Streptophyta, Magnoliopsida, Asparagales, Orchidaceae.